Apis florea (little honeybee) is the source of this 3341-nucleotide messenger RNA. It is a transcript of the gene SMC5, whose product is annotated as structural maintenance of chromosomes 5. Gene Ontology annotation, biological process: double-strand break repair via homologous recombination. Gene Ontology annotation, cellular component: nucleus; Smc5-Smc6 complex. Gene Ontology annotation, molecular function: single-stranded DNA binding. The record is from RefSeq and is a predicted model, not a curated record. NCBI's taxonomy places the organism in Eukaryota, Metazoa, Arthropoda, Insecta, Hymenoptera, Apidae.
AUGGAUAGUAUGAAUAAAGGUAUAAUUACCUAUAUUUAUUUAGAAAAUUUUGUAACUUAUAAUAAAGUUUGUAUAAAACCUGGGAGAAAUUUGAAUGUUAUUAUUGGUCCUAAUGGUACUGGUAAAUCAACAAUUGUUUGUGCCAUUGUACUUGGGUUAGGAGGUAAACCUAGUACCAUUGGUCGUGCCAUUCAUGUAGCUGAUUAUGUAAAAAGAGGGUGUGAAGAAGCAAAAAUUGAAAUUCACCUCAAAAAUGGCAAAAAGAGUGAUGUUGUCAUUCAAAGAAUAUUUAAUAUAAAUGGGAAAUCUUUAUGGUUCCUUGAUGAAAGACCAUCAAAUAUUAAAGAAAUACAAGAAUUAAUAAAAACUUUUAACAUUCAAGUGGAUAAUCUCUGCCAAUUUCUUCCACAAGAUAAAGUACAAGACUUUUCAAAAAUGAAUGCACAAGAAUUAUUAGAAAAUACAGAAAGAUCAGUUGGUGAUCCCAUAAUAUUAGAACAUCACAAAAACUUGAUACAAUAUAGGAUAGAUCAUAAAGAUUUAGAAAAAGAGAUUGAAAGCAAAAAGAAAAUAUUAGAAACAAAAUCUCAAAUAUAUGAAGGUUUAAAAGAAAAUGUUAGUAGUAUAAAAGAAAAGAAAUUAAUAAAGAAGAAAAUUAUUAGCUUAAAACAGAAAAAAGCAUGGAUAUUAUAUGAUCAAAAACGUAGAGAAUUGCUCAAGUUGAGAAAAAAAAAGGAAACUGCAGUAUCUGUAGUAACAUCAUUAGAAGAAGACAUAAAACCUAUUAAUGAUGCAAUAGAAAAAAUAAAAUCAGAAAUUGGACAAUUACAAAAUUCUGUUUCAGAUCAUAGUAAUAAAAUUAAGAUCAAAAAUACAAAAUUAAAAAAAAUGAUGGAUGAUAUUCUAGAUUGUGAAAAUAAUAUUAAAGAUUAUGAAAAUACAUGCAAGCAUAAAAUUCAAAUGGAAGAAGCUCGAGAUCACGAUAUUGAUAUUGCACAACAACAGAAAAACAAACUUGAUAACGAUUUAUUACUAAUGUUAAAAGAUAUUGGAUCUGAAGAAAAUUUAAUGAAAAAACGACAAGAAAUAUUAUCCAAUGUAGAAAACAAGAGAAAUAUAAUUAACAUGUUAACAAAUAAAAAUUCAGGAUUAAAACAAGAAGAAGAACGUUUAAGUCUUGAAAUUAGAGCUCAAGAAACAGAGUUACAACUUCUUAACAUUGAAACAAAACGUUUAGAAUUAUUAAGGGAAAGAAGUAUUGAUACAUAUAAAGCAGUACAAUGGUUGAGAGAAAAUCAAAAUAAAUUUUCUAGUACAAUACACGAACCGAUAUUGCUUAAUAUAAAUGUAAAAGAUGCUUCAUAUGCAAAAUAUUUGGAAAAUGUUAUUCCAUUUAGGGAUUUGAUAGCAUUUGUCUGUGAAAAUAAACGAGAUAUGAAUAUGUUAUUGCAUUAUUUAAGAGACGAGCAAAAAUUACAAGUAAAUGUUGUACAUUCUGAUCCUAUGAGAAAUGUUUCUAUGAAUCCGGCAGUUCCGUUACACCAUAUUGAACAAUUUGGUUUUACCCAUUAUCUAGUAUCAUUAAUUGAAGCUCCGAGUAUUAUAAUGAAAUAUUUAGUAGCUAUGUAUAAUCUAAACAACAUACCUGUAGGAACAAAUCAAGUUGAUAAUAACAUUGAUCAUAUACCUAAUAAUAUACGUUACUAUUUUAGUGUAAACAAUGUGUACAUGGUAAAUAGAUCUAAAUAUACGGGAGAAAAAUCUAUUGGAAUGCAACCAGUAUCAAGUACAGGAAUGUUAUCUAUUGUAUUAGAUAAAUCAAGACUAUUAAACGUUGAAGAAAAAUUGAAAAUAUUAAAAGAAAGGAAAAGUAAUGUAUUUAAUAAAAUUAAACAAAUUGACGAGCAAGUACAUGAACAAAAUAAGGAGUUAGAUGAAUAUAGAAUUAGCAGAAACAAAUAUCAACAGGAUCUCCAACAAAUACAAACUCUAAAAUCUAGAAUAUCUAUGAUACAGAAAAAGAUUGUAGAUCUGCAAAAUGAGCGAACCAGUAUUGAGAAAAUACAAGAAUCUUCUGCUAAUGAAAUAAAGAUAACUAUGGAUAAACAAUUAAAAAUUUAUAAGGCAUAUAAUACUGAAUUAGAAGAUUGUUUUAAAUGCAUUACAGCCAGUGAAGAAACUGAAUUAGCAUUAAAAUUACAUAAUAAAUCCUUAAGAGUAAAAAUAAACGAUUCUCAAGAUUUGAGAGAAAAACUUAAAGCAGCUGAAGAUAAAGUAAAACAAUUUAUCUCUGAACUGCAUCCACUGAGAAAAGAAGUUGAGAGAAUAUAUAAUGAAGCAUUAGAAACUACCGAUGGUAUUAGCCCUCAAGAUGAUGCAUUUGCAGCUAUAAAUAAAGUAUUUAAUAAAUUACCGCCAACUAUAGAAGAGAUUAAUAAUGAAUUGAACAUUGCGCAAGCAAAAGUAUUCUGUAUGGGAAAUAAUAUAGAUGGUGAAAAUGUAUUACAUGAAUAUGAACAAGUAGAGCAAGAUAUACAUCAAUUAAAAGAUAUUAUUCAAAGAAAAACACAUGAAUUAGAAACAAUUACACAAAGCAUAGAAACAUUACGAAAAGAAUGGUUAACACCUUUGUCACAAACCAUUGAAAAAAUUAAUUCUAAUUUUAGUAUGUAUUUCUCAGCAAUGGGUUGUGCUGGUGAAGUUAUUUUGGCGCAACCAGAGAACAAUAUGGAGUUUGACCAAUAUGGUCUAAAAAUUAAAGUAAAAUUUAGAGAUACUGAUCAAUUGCAAGAAUUAACGCGACAUCAUCAAAGUGGUGGAGAAAGAGCUGUGACUACUGCUAUUUAUAUGAUUUCACUUCAGGAAUUAUCAAGAGUGCCUUUCCGUUGUGUGGAUGAAAUUAAUCAGGGUAUGGAUGCAGUAAAUGAAAGAAGAGUAUUUAAUUUGCUUGUAAAAAUGACUGGAAGACCAAAUAGUUCUCAAUAUUUUUUACUUACGCCAAAGUUGUUACCUGAUUUACAAUAUUCAGAGACAGUUACAGUACAUUGUGUAUUUAAUGGGCCAUUUAUGAUUAAUCAUACAGAAUUUGAUACAAAACAAUAUUGCAGUUUCAUUACUAAGACAAUGGAAAAGGAAAUUGAGAAUAAUGAUUAACUAUUAAGAUAUUUUGUUAUACUGAUAUUGUAUUAUACAAUAUCAGAAUACUUAUAAUAUACUUAUGAUAUGAUAUAGAUAUAUUUAUAUAAGAAGUAUAGUUUAUAUUAUUGUUAUUUUUAUUUUUAUGUAUUUUUCUACUUCUAUAUUUGAAAUGCAAGUAAUCUUAAAUGAAAAAAUAUAUUUUU